ACGACUCCCUCCCAAUCGUUCUCCAGUUGAAAGAGCAAAUACAGCGCCCACCAUGGCGGGCGGCCUCGUCAAAUACCGGCACUUGUCGCGCGACUCGGCGCACCGCAAGGCCCUCCUCCGCAAUCUGGUCACGUCGCUCAUCAAGAACGAGUCGAUUCACACCACAUGGCCCAAGGCCAAAGAAGCCCAGCGGCUAGCCGAGAAGCUCAUCACCCACGCCAAGAAGAACGACGAGGUGGCGCGGAGAAAAGCCCAGGGCAUCCUCUUUACACCCCACGAGCUAAUGCCGAAACUCUUCGGCGAGAUCCGCGAGCGGUACCUGAACCGGCCCGGCGGCUACACCAGGGUUUUGCGGACGGAGCCCAAGGACAAGUACGACCAGGCGCCGAGCGCGAUAUUGGAGCUGGUGGACGGGCCCAAGGACAUGCGGUUUGCCAUGACGGCGGCGGCGGUGGCGCGCGACCGGAUGCUUGGCAAGCGGCACACGGAGCUGACGCAAAAGAAUGUCGAGAAGGUGACGCGGUACCGGCGCGGCGGGAGGGAGGAGUUUGAGGAGAUGGUGGGCAAGAUUGAGGAGUUGAAGUUAAGCCGGGAUUAAACCGACUGUUGUAAGAAUCAUAUGUAAACGGGUAUGGGCGCCCGUGGGUUCAAUGAUCAAGGGGAAUUUGGGAAUUGUGUACAUUACAAAGGCGCACGUGUAUGAUACGAAGCUGGGAGGAUGUGUGAUUUCCAACCCGGCCGGCGUCGGGAAGACGCUGCAUCGAUCUACAGAUACAGAGCGCAACAAGCUUACACAAAGUCAAAC
Molecule: messenger RNA, 805 nt
Organism: Parathielavia appendiculata
Lineage: Eukaryota; Fungi; Ascomycota; Sordariomycetes; Sordariales; Chaetomiaceae
Product: ribosomal protein L17
Exons: 2
Coding region: 53-598 (181 amino acids)
Biological process (GO): translation
Cellular component (GO): ribosome; mitochondrial large ribosomal subunit
Molecular function (GO): structural constituent of ribosome
Source: RefSeq, a predicted model, not a curated record